Molecule: messenger RNA, 1093 nt
Organism: Cebus imitator (Panamanian white-faced capuchin)
Lineage: Eukaryota; Metazoa; Chordata; Mammalia; Primates; Cebidae
Gene: CUNH16orf78
Product: chromosome unknown C16orf78 homolog
Exons: 6
Coding region: 137-940 (267 amino acids)
Source: RefSeq, a predicted model, not a curated record
ACUCUGCCCUUUAUGUUCACAUCUGGAAGCCACACCCUACCUUCUGAGUCACCAGGCCAUCAAGUCCAGACAGAGGGAUCAAGAGAGUGCGAGAGUGCCAACUGCCUCCCACCCAAGGCACUAGCAAGACUCCACAAUGUCAGAGCAACCCAUGGACCUAAAGAAUUUAAUGCCCACAGAGAGGAAAUCUAUGUGGAAGACUGCCGAGGAGAGGCGCAUGUCUGACCUCACUCGUGUGCUGGAGUGGCUAGAGCGGAGGCAGGGGAAGAGGAAACAAACUCCCGAGAAGCAAAAGCCCAAAGUGGUAACAGGCCUGGAAGGAAAUGAAAAGAAGGAAGAGCAGAAUGGCAAAGGUAUCAUGAAGGCACCAGGAGAGAACCGCAAGGCAGCGGAGCCUUCCAAGCAGGCGUUAGGAAAGAGGUUCAGGAAGGACUGGGACACCACCUCCUACCGAAGGCUCUACGGAGUGGAGCAAAAGGGAAAGCGCUUCAGCAUGGUCCCUUGCAGCUACCUCAAGGAUGGCCCCCGGAAAUCUGAUACAGACAUCAAGGAUGGAAUCGCCCCAGAGUCCAGUCAGAGGCCAAACCCAUUCGGUCGACCAAGCAUUGUCUUCGAUCCCAUGUUACAGGAAAGUACCUUUAGCAGCCGGAGGUCAACCUUCCUGAGAGACUGGUCCACCAAGAUGCCUGACGUGGCUUAUGAACGCAAGCUAAAGACCCUCAUGGAGAAAGGCACUGAGCCCAAGAUGGAAACCAUGAGGAUUUUGAAGCCAGAGGAGGUGCUGAGCUGCCGAUACCUGAGGUUGUCCAAGGAGAACAUUCGGACCUUGCUCAAGCUGUGCAGGGAUGCAGGAAUGAACGUGGACAUCCAUCCCCACAUGGUCGAAGGGGAAAUAGACGCUAAAAAGGUGUUCACCGGAAUACCCAGUGUGGCCCUCUAAAUAGCUCCCCUCGCCACCACCUUCAGGCUCCUUCUGGCAUCGGAAUCUUUGCCUCCAGAUCCCAUCCUCUGGCACACUACAAGUGGCCCUUCCAACUUAGUGCAUCCCUCUAGAACGUAAGCAAUCAGGAAACAAGCCUCAGCUGCAUGAUCA